AUGGCGAGCCAACCCCCACGGCCCCAACUCAGAAAGAAGGCGAGCUUCCGGGACCGCUUCAAGUCAUGGCAGAAAUCGGCACCUCCCGCUUUGGAGGCAAUUGAGGAACCAAAGCAAAAGUUUGUCUACGAGCCCAAGCAUGCCGCCUCGGACUUUUCUCGCAUGCCAGUGUUGCCAGUGGGCAGCCAGAGACACCGGAUCUUUGACUCCAGGCGAACUGCCCCGUUGCAAAGUUUGCCUGAGGGGACAACAAGACUCAAAGCACGUAGGGGAAGACAGUCAGAAGGGAGGAGAACAGACGACGCAGUGAACCCUCCGCCCCAGUUGGCCCUCCAACAUGAGCUGGCGAGAAGAGAUUCCAAGUCAAAACGAUACUCUUACACUCUGGUAGAGGAUCCGUUGCGGGUUUCCCAAACGGCAGCCGUCCACCAAGUUCCUAUCAGCACCCGACCGAUGAGUUGGGACCAAGCUCCGACAGAGCUCCGGCAGGCAAGCCACACCCCAACAAGACACCACUCUCACAGUCAGCACACCCGGCAGCCAAGAGCGUCGCCAUCGACAGACUUUGAGCUAUUUCUUGCCCAAGCUGAAGCCGAAGAACGCGCACAUCACGAGGUUGUCUUGCGCCAGAUGUCACAGCGCGCAGCGGCGGCUCAGGCGGCUUAUCCCCAUCGGCCUACUGUCCAUCCCAAUCCCCACACGCAAUUUGCGAGUGCGGUGUCGGAUGUAAGCGCCGCCACCACAGCCGUCGGAGGAAGGACGUUCGCCAGUGGCGGAAGCAAGAACAGCAGCCAGAGAAGCAGAGAUGCUGCGUCCACUGGCACCGGGAAUCGAUCGCAUUCGUCUUUUGCCCGUCCUCUCCCAACAGAAGUCUCCCAACAGCCGCUCGAGCAGCCGCCUCAACGAUUGCGCUACAAAGGACAUUCAAGAAAUCCCAGCUGGGCUACUGGUGCGAGUGUGGAGUUGACGAAGCUUGAUACAUUUGCCGCGGAAACCGCGCCCACUGUGCAACCGGUUCAGGUGUUGGGCGUGGAUGAGGCCUUCAAGCCUCCUCAUACACAAGUUGACCAGCCACGAACGUUGAGACGGCAGUCGAGCAUAGCUCAGAAGAUAGCCGAGUACAUCCGACCUUCUCGACAGGUGGACGGCGGUGUUGGGUACCAGAGGAGUGGAUCCAAACGUCAUAGUCAGGCCAUCCCUAAAGUCGAAACGCUGGCCGAGUAA
Molecule: messenger RNA, 1224 nt
Organism: Podospora pseudocomata
Lineage: Eukaryota; Fungi; Ascomycota; Sordariomycetes; Sordariales; Podosporaceae
Exons: 1
Coding region: 1-1224 (407 amino acids)
Source: RefSeq, a predicted model, not a curated record